UUCUUCAAGACUCAUAUGGAUGAAACAGUUUGCAGGUUUGCAGUGAAUAUAUUCUUGAAGUUUGUGAUUGGAAUACAGAAAAUGUUAUUGCAGAGGACUUUCUGGGUGGUUUUUGUAUUGAUCACUGGACUUGCUGCUGCUAAUUUGCAUACUGUGGAGGGUAGGCCACAUCGGAUUCUUCUGGAUACAGAUGUAGAUACCGAUGAUUUCUUUGCUCUUUUGUACAUCUUGAAGCUUAACAGAUCAGAAUUUGACUUGGAGGCAAUUACUAUCAAUGCAAAUGCAUGGACUGAUGCAGGGCAUGCUGUGAACCAAAUCUAUGACAUUCUUUACAUGAUGGACCGCGACGAUAUACCGGUUGGAGUGGGAGGUGAGGGUGGAAUACUAGAAGAUGGUACUAUACUUCCAAAUGUUGGUGGAUAUCUUCCUAUAAUUGAACAGGGAAAUUCAACAGCAGGAGGCUGUAGAUACAGACAAGCUAUUCCUUUAGGUCUUGGAGGAAGGCUAGAUAUUGAUACCAAUUAUGGAGUAAGGAAAGCUUUCCUACCACAGGGUAGAAGGAAAUAUUCUCCUCUUCGACAACCUACUGCCCAGCAAGUGCUGAUGGACAAAAUAUCUGCAGGUCCUAUUACUGUGUUCAUAAUAGGAGCUCAUACAAAUUUUGCCAUUUUCCUUAUGAACAAUCCACACCUAAAGAAGAAUGUUAAGCAUAUAUAUAUAAUGGGAGGUGGUGUGAGGUGUCGAAACCCAACGGGUUGUUGCGCAAAAAAUUCCAGUUCAUCUUGCCAGCCAAGACAGUGCUGUGACCUCGGAAAUCUGUUCACAGACUACACUAGCAAUCCUUAUGCUGAGUUUAAUAUCUUUGGAGAUCCUUUUGCUGCAUACCAGGUGAUCCAUUCUGGAAUACCAGUCACCCUGGUGCCCCUGGAUGCAACAAAUACAAUUCCUAUAAAUGAAGAUUUCUUUGAGACAUUUGAGAACAGCCAGCAUACAUACGAGGCACAAUAUUGCUUCCAGUCCUUGAAAAUGGCUCGUGACACUUGGCUUGAUGACCAAUUUUAUACGAGCUAUUUCAUGUGGGAUUCAUUUACAUCUGGUGUAGCAGUUUCUAUCAUGCGUAAUUUGCAUAACCAAAAUGGAGAAAAUGAGUUUGCUGAAAUGGAAUAUAUGAACAUAACCGUAGUUACUUCAAAUGAACCUUAUGGGAUAUAUGAUGGUUCAAAUCCAUUCUUUGAUGGCCGUAAAGUUCCAGUGUUUAAUCUAAAGAAAGGUGGAGUUCACAGUGGUCAUGUUCAGACAGACCUCCGAGAUCCAUUCUGCGUUGUGCAGAAUGGGAAGGGAAGAUGCCAGGAUGGCUAUACAAAGGAGGUAACAGGUUCGCAGGGGGUACGUGUUCUCGUUGCUACGAGAGCAAAACGCAACCCAGACACUAGUAGUAAACUUGACAGAGCAUAUUUCAAGAGUUUCUUGGAUGUUCUAAAUCACCCUCAAAAAACUGGGAGGUUCAAUUUUACAACACAAUUUCCUUUUUACAAAGAAGUUCAUUACAAACCAGAUUUUAGAAGCAAGAAACUGGGAAAACCAGUUGUCUUCGACAUGGAUAUGAGUGCUGGAGAUUUUCUUGCUCUAUUCUACCUUCUUAAAUUACCUGUAGAAGUGAUCAACCUCAAGGCUAUUAUUGUGAGUCCAACCGGCUGGGCGAAUGCUGCAACUAUCGAUGUAGUUUAUGAUUUACUGCAUAUGAUGGGUCGUGAUGAUAUUCCAGUUGGUCUUGGAGAUGUAUUUGCAUUCAACCAAUCUGAACCAAUUUUCUCUGCUGCUGGAGACUGCAAGUAUGUUAAGGCCAUCCCACAUGGAAGUGGUGGAUUUUUGGAUUCAGACACCCUAUAUGGGCUUGCGCGAAAUCUGCCACGAAGCCCCAGAAGGUAUACUGCAGAAAACUCUGCAAAAUUUGGAGCUCCUCGCGACACAGAUCACCCUGAACUUAGACAGCCUCUAGCACUCGAAAUUUGGGAGUCCGUAGUGCAAAAAUUGGAACCAGGAUCUAAGAUUAGCAUAUUAACCAAUGGACCAUUGACUAAUUUAGCAAAGAUUAUCCUGUCAAGGAAAAAUUCAAGCUCUGUGAUUCAGGAUGUGUCUGUUGUUGGAGGACACAUUAGCCAUGGCAAUUUGGACAAGGGAAAUGUCUUGACAAUCCAUUCUAAUGAAUAUACAGAAAUGAACAUUUAUCUUGACCCCUUGGCAGCAAAGAUAGUUUUUGAGUCAUCCCUGGACAUUACACUCAUUCCACUCGACGCCCAACGCAAAACAAGUUCAUUCUCCAAGAUCCUACAAAAGCUGCGAAAGACGAACAGGACCCCUGAGGCAUUGUUUGCCCUCCGUUUGCUGUCAAGGCUUUACCGGUUGCAACAAACUCACCACAGAUACCAUCACAUGGAUACAUUCUUGGGGGAAAUUCUUGGUGCAGUGGUCUUGGCCGGGGAUCCUUUGCUGAAUCCUAUCUUGCAAAUCAAGCCCAUUAAGGUCCUAGCUGAAGGUGUUGAAUCCAAAGAUGGACAAAUUGUGGUGGAUGAAAAACAAGGAAAAUUGGUGAAAAUAUUGGAAAGUGUAGACCCUGUAGUAUAUUAUGAUGUUUUUGCAAUGCAAUUGGGAGUUAAGAACCAAUCCGCUGUCGUAGGAAGCUUCGAGGAGCAGAGGAGAAUGUGGAGUUCACAACCAAAUUCUUGAAAUCAUAGUAAUGGAUUGGACUAAUUAUUCUUAUAGCAGAAAGUUGCUCGAUUUCCUGGUAAGAUACAAAAGUUUCAUUCUUAUCACUAGAAAAAGAAAUAGCUUAGGAAACAUGAAGACAUACCAUUGAAAAGUUACUUCUU
This is a messenger RNA of Hevea brasiliensis (rubber tree), 2870 nucleotides long. Its product is annotated as nucleoside hydrolase 3. The coding region runs from base 16 to 2727 and encodes 903 amino acids. Gene Ontology annotation, molecular function: hydrolase activity, hydrolyzing N-glycosyl compounds. The record is from RefSeq and is a predicted model, not a curated record. The transcript has 12 exons. Lineage: Eukaryota; Viridiplantae; Streptophyta; Magnoliopsida; Malpighiales; Euphorbiaceae.